UCAGACGGAAAUUGGGCGGUGGCAAGGCAAGGCCUCACGCGGUAAGGCAGCCUCACUUCCGGCCUUGCGCGCGGAGGGUCUCAAGACGCCUGACGCCUGACGGUUACCAUGAAGUUCAAUCCCUUCGUGACCUCGGACCGCAGCAAGAACCGCAAACGCCACUUCAAUGCUCCCUCGCACGUGCGCAGGAAGAUCAUGUCGUCCCCGCUCUCCAAGGAGCUGCGGCAGAAGUAUAACGUCCGCUCCAUGCCGAUCCGCAAGGACGACGAGGUCCAGGUGGUUCGAGGACACUACAAAGGUCAGCAAAUUGGCAAGGUAGUCCAGGUGUACAGAAAGAAGUAUGUCAUCUACAUCGAGAGGGUGCAGCGCGAGAAAGCUAAUGGUACAACUGUCCAUGUGGGAAUUCACCCAAGCAAGGUGGUUAUCACCAGGCUAAAAUUGGACAAGGAUCGGAAAAAAAUUCUUGAACGCAAAGCCAAAUCACGACAAGUUGGAAAAGAGAAAGGCAAAUAUAAGGAAGAGCUUAUUGAGAAAAUGCAGGAAUGAAUAUAACCUGUUGUACAACCACAGUUUAACCCUAGAAUUUUAGCCUAGUGUGUGUUGGGAACUUUUCAAGAUGUCUCUAGAACAUUUCAUUUUCCUCUUGUUUUAUUGAUAAGUGGCUGUUUAAAUCUAAGAUUUACCUCUGUAAAUGUAUUUUGAUUAACAAUUCAAUGAAUAAAAAUUGGAAAUGUUUCCCAGUUGCAAAUGGUGUUUGCAUUGUUUUGUAAAUAAAGUC
Molecule: messenger RNA, 778 nt
Organism: Trichechus manatus latirostris (Florida manatee)
Lineage: Eukaryota; Metazoa; Chordata; Mammalia; Sirenia; Trichechidae
Gene: RPL26L1
Product: ribosomal protein L26 like 1
Exons: 4
Coding region: 109-546 (145 amino acids)
Biological process (GO): cytoplasmic translation; ribosomal large subunit biogenesis
Cellular component (GO): ribosome; cytosolic large ribosomal subunit
Molecular function (GO): structural constituent of ribosome; RNA binding
Source: RefSeq, a predicted model, not a curated record